Molecule: messenger RNA, 1016 nt
Organism: Loa loa (African eye worm)
Lineage: Eukaryota; Metazoa; Nematoda; Chromadorea; Rhabditida; Onchocercidae
Product: AUR protein kinase
Exons: 7
Coding region: 4-918 (304 amino acids)
Biological process (GO): protein phosphorylation; regulation of cytokinesis; mitotic spindle organization
Cellular component (GO): spindle midzone; spindle microtubule; spindle pole centrosome
Molecular function (GO): protein kinase activity; ATP binding
Source: RefSeq, a predicted model, not a curated record
AGAAUGGCAAGUUCUUCAUUGACUAAGACUUUGCACAGUAUUUCGAAUAAAGGGGAAACGUUUCGACAAGUUCCAAGGAAGGAAUCUGAAUUCUUAGCUCCUAAAAGUCCAUUUUAUGACCGAGAAUUUCGAUUAAGUGACUUCGAAAUUGGUCGACCAUUAGGGAAAGGCAAAUUUGGCAAUGUCUAUCUGGCUCGCGUCAAAGGCAUCAAUUUCAUCGUAGCUCUGAAAAUUCUGUUCAAAUCGCAACUUAUCAAAAAUAGCGUGGAACAUCAGCUACGUCGUGAAAUUGAAAUUCAAGCUCAUUUACGACAUCCUCAUAUCCUCCGCAUGUACAACUAUUUCUAUGAUGAGAAGCGUAUCUAUUUGAUACUAGAAUAUGCAGCUGGAGGUGAGCUUUAUAAAGAGUUACAGAAGUGCGGCCACUUCGAUGAAGAACGUACUGCCAAGCUUAUGUUUCAAAUGGCGGAUGCGCUCUCUUACUGUCAUGACAAAAAAGUCAUACAUCGCGAUAUCAAGCCUGAAAACUUACUUUUGGGCAUGUUUGGUGAAUUGAAAAUUGCGGACUUCGGGUGGAGUGUUCAUGCCCCAUCUUCCAGACGAGAAACGAUGUGCGGCACUUUGGAUUAUUUACCACCCGAAAUGGUGCGAGGCGAGAAGCACGAUGAUAAGGUUGAUCUGUGGUCUUUGGGUGUUCUCUGCUAUGAGCUGCUAGUUGGUAAACCGCCGUUUGAAAGUAAAACCCACAAUGAAACUUACAAACUUAUUGCCAAUGUAAAAUAUACAUUUCCGUGCCAUGUUUCUGAAGGGGCCAAGGAUUUAAUCACUAAGUUAUUGGUGAAAGAUCCCGCUGCACGUCUUCCUUUGAGAGACGUUAUGGAGCAUCCGUGGAUUCGUCAAUACAUUUGUGAAGAGUGAGAGCGUGAUUUACUUAAAAUAUCUCGUAUCUCUUAGAUUACAAUUCCAUUUAUGCUAUCAGAUCUGACACAUCAACAAACUUCUUACAUUUUGUUGAA